AUUUCAUUUUUUUUUUUUUUUUUUUUUAAUAAAUUAUAGAUAAAAGUCGUUUUAUUGAAUUCAUUUCAGUUCAGACAGUUCAGUUAAUAUUCAACCAUCGUUCAAUCAGGUUCUGUUAGUUUUAAUCAAGUUUAAUUCAUUUAAGUUUUUUUAUUUUUUUUUUAUAAAAAAUGAAUUUUCAACAAAUUAACAACAGUUUUUGUUCACUUGUUUCGUUAGUACGAAACAAUGCAUAUCCUACAUAUCCAGAAUUCACUACAUUUAUAUCAAGAUUGAAAACAUUCAAUUUAUUUCCGUUGACUUCAUCUCAAGAUAAAUACUCAUUAGCUGAAAGCGGUUUUAUAUAUUCAGGGAAAAAAGAUAUUGUUGAAUGUUUUUGCUGCGGUAUUAUAUUGCAUCGUUGGGAAAAAGAAGAUAAUCCAUGGAUUGAACAUUCAAGAUGGAAUCCGAAAUGUGUUUUUGUAUUAUUAUCAAAAGGAAAUCAGUUUGUUGAAAAUGUAGUAAAAAAAUAUGGUUCUAUCGAAUUAGGUAGAAAAAAUUGGAAUCAUACCAAAAAACGUUUGAUACAGCUUAUACGUUAAUUAAGUCUGACGUAAAUGGGUUACCAUCAUCUUGUCAACGAAACGAAUUUACAAAUCAAUAUAUUCAAAAUUAUGAUUUCAGCUACAGCAAUAUACAAAGUGAAGAUUGUUCAUUUAUGUACGAGUUAUUACAAUUUCAUUUUAAUUCAUUGUCGAACAUGAUAUUACAAGAUUUAGUGAUGUAAUAUAAAAAAAGUUUCUUAAUUUAUUUUAAUUUAUCGUUC
Molecule: messenger RNA, 805 nt
Organism: Aphis gossypii (cotton aphid)
Lineage: Eukaryota; Metazoa; Arthropoda; Insecta; Hemiptera; Aphididae
Product: death-associated inhibitor of apoptosis 1-like
Exons: 3
Coding region: 171-581 (136 amino acids)
Biological process (GO): negative regulation of apoptotic process; regulation of cell cycle; positive regulation of protein ubiquitination
Cellular component (GO): spindle microtubule; nucleus; cytoplasm
Molecular function (GO): cysteine-type endopeptidase inhibitor activity involved in apoptotic process; ubiquitin protein ligase activity
Source: RefSeq, a predicted model, not a curated record